Messenger RNA from Beta vulgaris subsp. vulgaris (sugar beet), 951 nucleotides. RefSeq lists its product as uncharacterized. Gene Ontology annotation, molecular function: zinc ion binding; nucleic acid binding. Bases 1 to 951 code for a protein of 316 amino acids. Lineage: Eukaryota; Viridiplantae; Streptophyta; Magnoliopsida; Caryophyllales; Amaranthaceae. The record is from RefSeq and is a predicted model, not a curated record. The transcript is spliced from 3 exons.
AUGCCUCCACGACAACAGUUGGCUACUAGAAAGGAGGCUGCUCGUCGUCGCCGUUCUGCUUUCGGCCGAUUUGACCGUCAUAGGCCCCCUACUUAUGAUGGUGCUGCUGACCCUGUGGCUCUGGAGAAUUGGUUAAGGGAAAUGGAGAAGCUUUUCACGGCAACAAACUGCCCUGUUGCUGAGAUGGUACCUAUUGGGACGAACUAUCUGAAGAAAGAAGCUAAUAAUUGGUGGGGUACGGUGAAGGCUGCAUGUAUGGCUAAUGCUGGUUUUGGGUGGACUCAGUUCUCCGCCAAGCUGAAGGAGAGGUUCUACCCUGAUGAGUUGCGUUGGCAGAAGCAAGAGGAAUUUCUAUCUCUGACUCAGGGGAAUAUGGAUAUCCUAAAGUACACCGACCGCUUCACCGAGCUGUCUAAGUUUGCUGGUAUUGUCAUUCCCACCGAAGCUGAGAGGGUUAAGAGAUACAUAAAGAAGAUGGAUCCUAGGCUGCAUAUGAGAUGGCCUGUUCCGUCUGUUGCUCCUGGUCUAGCUAAGAAGCCGAGGUUUGAGCCGAGUUUUCGUGGUGGAUAUCAAGGUUCCAGUUCUAGGCCGAGUUUUGAUCCGUCCAAGUGUCGGAGGUGUGAGAAGCCUAAUCAUCCGGGGAAGGAUUGUGAUGGAUCUGCUAUUGUUUGCUUCUACUGUAGGGAAGCGGGUCACAAGAGUUAUGAGUGUACAAAGGAUCCGAGGGCUACAGCUAAGCCUCCUGCUACUUGUAGUCUUCCUGCUCCGCCGAAGAAUCGAGUUUAUAGCAUGACUCAUUCUGACGCUGAUGUUCAUCCCGACGUCAUCUCUGGUACCUUUCUUGUUAAUUCAGUCCUUGCUUUUGUUUUGUUUGAUUCUGGAGCUUCCGUGUCAUGUGUGUGUAAGUCUUUUGCCAAGAAAGCUAACUUGUCUUCGAGUUCUCCUCUUUGA